AUGCUGCGAGGUACGCUUCAAGUUGAUCGUAAGAAGCUGCUGCGGAGAAUGCUGUUGCACCUGCUAGCAUCGCUGUUGUUGUGGUGCAUCGCUCCUUUGUCUGCGUCGGUUCAAGGCCAAGUCCUUUCGCGUGCAGGAUGCGCGUGCCAACCUACAGUCUUGACGGGCACAGACUCGCCUGUUAUUUGCUACCACACAAACUUCACUUUCGGGUGUGCGGUGGACCCGUCCGAUUCCUGCGCUGAUGGCGUCUUGGAUCGGUCAUGGGAUCUCUGCAAUGUCGUCGAUUUGUAUCUCGUUACCGAUCGAAGUUCUUCAACUACGUCGACUGGAACACUGCAUGUAACUUUAUAUGGUGAGGACCAAGUUGUGCUCACGACGACAGAAUUGUCGAGUGAAAUCCUUCGGAAGAAGAUUUCCCAGCUUACGCUCCCGUUGGAUAAUCAAGCUGAAGUCAAAACUAUCAAGAUUGAGGCUACAGAUAGGAUAUCUCUUCGUAUGUUUGAGGUGCAGACUAUGGUGAAUGACUUGCCGCCUACGAUUUUUUCACCUCAAGCACCUGGAUCAAUCUCGUUCGUGACAAACGAAGACACUGCGAGUACUGGGAUCCUGUCGCUGUGGUUUGUACCGGUAACAGAGUUGUUAAAUGGUAAGUAG
Phytophthora nicotianae INRA-310 is the source of this 657-nucleotide messenger RNA. RefSeq lists its product as hypothetical. The transcript is spliced from 3 exons. Lineage: Eukaryota; Oomycota; Peronosporomycetes; Peronosporales; Peronosporaceae. The coding region runs from base 1 to 657 and encodes 218 amino acids. The record is from RefSeq and is a predicted model, not a curated record.